GCUAGGAUAACGCUCUCUGCUUGUGACCGCAACGUAAAGCGUGAAGCGUAGGGAUCGUGCAGCAGUAUCGUGCAUUUCGCUUAGGGGUUUGCGAGUUUCCCAACAGUCUAGAUUUUGUGUACGAAGCUUAUCUCCGUCGCUUGUGCUUUCAGCGGCAAGUUCGGGAGUCGCCGAUUAAAGAGCACAUUUGUACAAUGCGGCUUUACUUCUCAGUCCCCGCCGUACGACGAAUACCUGCUCGACUCCGUUUCUCCCGCUUAUCCUCCGAAAUCGACGCAGCCGAAAGCCUCGUUUGCAGCAUCUUAUGAACUACCUCCGGCUUAUCGUCGUUUCCCGGAAGGACGCUAGUGAACAUUGUGAUGGACGGCGUAGACCUCCCAUGGCCGUCAAUGCCACUCCAUAGAUCUCGCCGGUCGUUGCGGAAAGAGCUUCGCUUGAGCUCUCUCUCUCUCUCUCUGUGUAAACGGCGUUACAAUGCUCAAACCACCGUUCCUCGUCUCUGACGUCACCGUCUGACGUCACCAUCUGACGUCACCACCUCCCUGCCUUACCAUCCUACCUUGCUCGUAGUAGCUGCUUCUCCCAUUUUCUGCAGCUUCGCUAGUGCAGCCAUGCGUCGAUCACCUCGCUCGUAAACUGGUCGACGUCAUCGUCAUCGUCAUCGUCAUCGUCAUCGUCGACGUUCCUUCGUUGUUUCCUCGGAAGUUCUCGUAUUGGUUGACUAGCUGCCGCUACGCCUGUCCUCCGCUCAUUUCCUUUACCCUCUGUAAACCCACCAAAGCGCGUUUGCAUGACACGCGCGUUACUAUCACAAGCGCGCAAGACCCCCCAACCAUGUACAGGAACAUCAACCAGCUCCUCACCCCAGUCGCCAGCGCCGCCCGCGGGGCUCCGCGCACGAGGCGGAUGGCGGAGAGUCUCCGGGCGGGGGGGGAGCGGAUGAGGCGGAGGGGGAAAGCGGCGGUGGAAGCAGUAGUGCGCGGAGUGGCAUUCCCCCGCUUAGCGACCAGAAACAACGGCACCGAAGCACCGUUACCUCCUCGUCCUCCUCCCCUGCAUCUGGUUCGCAUAGUAACAGCAACGGUGGCAGCGGCGGAAGCAGUAAACACAGCACCAGCAGCAACAGCAGCAACAGCAGCAACAGUAGGCGCAUCGGCACUCCGCUCCCCGCGCCCUCCAGCCCCGGCUGGCGCAUGCCUGGGGGGGGCCUAAUGAGCCCCGGGCGCGGGGGAAGCAAGGCAGCGGGAGGGGGCGGAGGAGAUUCCGGAAAAUGGUCGUUCGGGCUUCAGGAGUCGUCCCCCCUGCGACUAGGCUCGCCGUCCCUGAUAGGUCUAGGCGACGGGCAGCUGAAAAAGAUGGUCAAAAGAAUGUUCCCGCCGAAUCCCGGGGGCGGCUUUAAGGGGUUCUGGGGCGUGGGAGGCGGGGGUGGGGGGAGCCUGGGGAGUGGAGGAGGAGGAGGGGGAGGCGGGGGGGGGAGCGUGAAGACGGAAGUAUUGGCGUUCGAGAUAGGGAGUGUGAUGAGACGGUCGUUAGAGAUAUACGACUCCAUGGGGGAGAAGACCCUCGCCUCCCUGCGAUCCAACCUCCAGGCACCUGGCGUCGUCACCCUCGUCUCCAGCGACCUCAGACUGCUAUGGAACCUCGCAGGCGUGGAGAAGCUGUUGGAGCUGCAGCGCGUGGCGGCGCGCGUGGCGGUGCUGGGGCGGAAGUGGCCGCAGUGCACGCUGCACACGCUGGGCGACCUCUUCCCGCUGCUGCACUGCCCCGACUCCGACCUCUCGACUUCGCCGUCUCGCCCACCGAGGCAGACGCGCUCAUCAAGAGUACGGCGAGUGGAACAAGCUGCAGGACAUGGUGGCGCAGGUACCUUCUAGUCUCGCAAGUCCAACUGCUAGUGGCGGCCCUCUGCAUGAUCCGCCGCCGCAUCUUCUCCUCCUUCGGUCCUC
This is a messenger RNA of Closterium sp. NIES-67, 1946 nucleotides long. NCBI's taxonomy places the organism in Eukaryota, Viridiplantae, Streptophyta, Zygnematophyceae, Desmidiales, Closteriaceae. The record is from the annotation of a GenBank genome assembly.